AUGUCGGGAUCACCGAAGUCGGCGUACUACCGGGCGCUGCACGUGCUGGCGGGGGCGGCAGGAAGGAGGCAGGAGGAGAGGUUCAGGGAGGUGAGGGACUGCAUGGCGGGCGAGGUGUACGACUCGGGGCCCGUGGACUUCACGUCCAAGCAGGGUGUGAUGGCCCUAUCAAGCCAGAAGGGUGGCCUGAUGGCUUGGCUGGUGAACUCUGGUGUCGAGACUGUGGCCUGCACCAUGGACUUCUUCUUGGUGGAGUGGCUGGAGGCAGACCGCCGGCGCUACUGGGACACGCUGCGGAGUAGUCUGGUAAAGGGCCCAGCACUGUUCCUGUACUCGGAGGCAGAUCCCUUUGUGGACG
This is a messenger RNA of Ostreobium quekettii, 358 nucleotides long. NCBI's taxonomy places the organism in Eukaryota, Viridiplantae, Chlorophyta, Ulvophyceae, Bryopsidales, Ostreobiaceae. The record is from the annotation of a GenBank genome assembly.